Molecule: messenger RNA, 1982 nt
Organism: Diatraea saccharalis (sugarcane borer)
Lineage: Eukaryota; Metazoa; Arthropoda; Insecta; Lepidoptera; Crambidae
Source: the annotation of a GenBank genome assembly
AGCCUAAUAAUCGCUUACUCAACAUAUGCUCCAGCGGUUUGACAUUUUAUUGAACAAAAAAUAAAGUCUUCUAUUUUUUUCCCAGGCCCUGCUGCAGGCACAUGAUGUGGUCGCCCGCGAGGUUUACGGUGAAGAGUCUUUGCGCGCGUCUCCGCCUCCAGUCAAUGGUCGCACCACCGCGCCACCGCCUGAGGAAGACGAUGACACUGAACCUGAAUUCGAGAACGUGACAAGGGUGCGCCUCGUGCAGUUCCAAAAGAACACUGACGAGCCAAUGGGCAUAACAUUGAAACUAGCGGAUGACGGCCGAUGCAUCGUGGCUCGCAUCAUGCAUGGGGGCAUGAUACAUCGGCAGGCAACACUUCACGUUGGAGAUGAAAUCAAGGAAAUCAACGGAACACCCGUCGCGAACCAGUCAGUGGCGCAGCUUCAGAGAAUGCUGCGCGAGGCUCGUGGUUCGGUGACAUUCAAGAUCGUUCCAUCUUACCGAUCAGCUCCUCCACCAUGUGAGCUUUUCCGGAUAAAGCCUUCGCCCGUGCUAAUCUUCGUGAGGGCUCAAUUUGAUUAUGAUCCUCUGGAGGAUGAGCUCAUACCUUGUGCACAAGCUGGCAUCGCCUUCAACACCGGCGACAUCCUUCAGAUCAUAAGCAAAGAUGACUCUCACUGGUGGCAGGCACGCAAAGACGCAUCCGGCGGCUCCGCUGGCCUCAUACCUAGCCCUGAACUGCAGGAGUGGCGCGCGGCAUGCGCCGCCGCCGAAAGAUCUACCACCGAUCAAGUGAACUGCUCAAUAUUCGGGCGCAAGAAGAAGCAGCCCAAAGACAAGUAUUUGGCCAAGCACAACGCGGUGUUCGAUCAGCUCGACGUGGUCACUUACGAGGAGGUCGUCAAAUUACCAUCUUUCCAACGGAAGACAAUAGUGCUACUAGGCGCUCAUGGCGUUGGACGCCGUCACAUCAAGAAUACGCUGAUCGCACGUCACCCAGAUCAGUACGCCUAUCCAAUACCCCAUACUACUCGUCCACCAAGAUCUGACGAGGAGAAUGGGAGGCAUUAUUAUUUCGUGUCCCACGAAGAGAUGAUGGCCGAUAUUGCUGCUAACGAAUACUUGGAAUAUGGAACGCACGAGGACGCAAUGUACGGGACUAAGCUGGAGACGAUUCGACGCAUCCACUCAGAGCGUCGCAUCGCUAUCCUGGACGUUGAGCCUCAAGCGUUGAAGAUACUGCGCACGGCGGAGUUCGCGCCUUACGUCGUGUUCAUCGCCGCGCCGCCGCUCAAUAAUGUCGCUGAUUACGACGGCUCCCUAGAGGUGCUUGUACGUGAGUCUGAACAGCUCAGACGCACGUAUGGCCAUUACUUCGACCUGAGCAUCGUAAACAACGACAUAGACGACACACUCGCACAACUAGAGGCGGCACUUGCUCGUUUGCGGUCCACCCCGCAAUGGGUGCCGGUGUCGUGGGUCUAUUGACAAACUGAUUAUUACCUGUAAACAUAUACCUGAUUAUUUUAAUGGGCUAUUUCACAAUGUUAAAAAUAAGUCAUCACUUUGUAAAAGUUUGCAGGGAUAUAUUCUAUUAUUUUAUUAAAAAACACUUUAAAAAACCGUGAGAGGAUUAUUUAAAGUUUUUUUUUUUGUGCCUCUGUAAAUGUCAUGUCAAAUUAUGUUAUUUUACAUUAAUUUUCAACAUCUCUAAAAUAUAAAUCUAAUGAUAUUUUAUUUACAGAUUUAAUACGGCAUAAACGUAGGGUAAUGGUGGUGACUCCCUACUACUUGCAUAAAAAUUUAUUUUUGUUUUACAAUAUUUUUUAUUUAUAGUUAUACCUAUUAGAAUAAAAGUUUUUAAAACUUGUCAAAUAGCCCAUUAAUUUUUAAAACACAUUGGUUAAGACAAUUCUCAAAUUGACAUCACACCAAUGUAACUCGACUUUUGACUUUGUCUAUAAAUGUCUUUUCCUUUUCUCACUUAUUAUAAUUA